This is a messenger RNA of Wallemia mellicola CBS 633.66, 594 nucleotides long. RefSeq lists its product as hypothetical. Lineage: Eukaryota; Fungi; Basidiomycota; Wallemiomycetes; Wallemiales; Wallemiaceae. Gene Ontology annotation, molecular function: zinc ion binding; RNA binding. Gene Ontology annotation, biological process: mRNA splicing, via spliceosome. Gene Ontology annotation, cellular component: precatalytic spliceosome. The record is from RefSeq and is a predicted model, not a curated record. The transcript is spliced from 5 exons. Bases 1 to 594 code for a protein of 197 amino acids.
AUGGCUGAUUAUUGGAAGAGUACAGCUAAAUAUCAUUGUAAAUAUUGCGAUAUAACCAUAAACGACGACGCACCGUCACGUGCACAGCAUGAGAAUGGAUUGAAGCAUAAAGGAAAUAAAGAUAAGUUCAUCAGAAAUAUCUAUAAGAGAUCACAGCAAGAUCAGAAAGAUAGAGCGUUUGAAGAGCGUGAAUUGAGGAGAUUAGAGGGUAUUGGCGGUGCUGCCAGUUCGAAAGAAACAGCGACGGGAUUAAAAAGUAGCGCCAAUAAACCGCCUACUAACAAAAGGGUUACAACUAAUAGAGAUCCAUAUGCAAAUUACUCCACCGCCAAAUCUCUGGGAUAUGAAGACGUACCUGUUACCCAGGAACCUACAACUGCACAGCAGGAAGCGAUCGUGGGUGGAUGGGAGGAAGUCGUCAUCGCACCAGCGGUGCAUAAGCGACCUCCAUCACCUCCACCUAACGUAGAAAAGGAGCCAGAUCUGAACAGCGUUAGGGGUACACCAACAAGUGAUAUAUACAUACCAGGCGACAACAAGAAUAAAGAGGAUAAAACAGAAAUAAAAUUUAAAAAGCGUAGAGUUAAAAAAUAA